CACCCCAUCACUAUUUGACCUUCGACCGAUCCAUCAUCCAUAAACGAUGGCGGCUUCGGCGUUGGAUUCCAUCGAUGGCUUGCGGGCACACCUCCCGGAUGAGAACGUUCUGCGUGAUUCGGACAUGUCUGCCUCGUCCGGCGAAGGAUCUCCCCGCCAUGAUGCUCAACAUAUCCCCGUGGCAGCACCGGACGCGCCGCCGGAACCGUCGAACCCGCGCGUUCGUUUCGCGCAGUCGCAUGCCCCUCCCGCCGCACCUGUGCCCUUGCCAAGCGGCAACAGCGCAGCAGCGGGAAGUUCCCGUGCGAGCACGAUGAUUGCAAUGUUGCAGCGGUAUGGGUACGACUUGGAAGACCUAGAUGAGACUUCUGGUGGCGACAUCACCACAACCAAUUCGGCAGGGAUCCUCCUCCUCCGCGAGCGCAAGAACCACCAGACAGCAUUCCACAUCGCCGUGAAGAAAGGACACGUGGAUGUGCUCAAGGCCCUCAUGAAACUGCCGCGGGCCGAGGAGUUUGUCAACGUCGGCGACAAGCACGGCAACACGCCGUUGCACUUCGUCGCUUCGAAAGACGCUUCCGCUGCGGAAUUGCAGACGUCCCUUGGCACGCUUCUCCUGUCGAUGGGCGCGAACCUCCACGCGACCAACGUGCGCGGCCAGACGCCGCUGGAAGUGCACAUCAUGACGGCGAAGGCCGACACGUCAGUGUUUGUCAAGCUCAUCUCGUUCCGUGGCAUGCAGCUCAACAACUUAGUCGGCAACGGCACUACGUACCUCCACAUGGCAAUCGUGGACCGGUCGUUCCCCGAUAUGGCCGGCGCACUUGUCAACGCCGGCGCGUCCAUCAACAUCCCCGACCACUCGGGCGUGAUGGUGUCGGACGCGAUCUCAAGGCAAACCCUCGUGCGUCUCACUAAGUUUAUGCGCGAAGGUACGCAGGCCCCCCCUGCGGACGUGCCGCGGCUGUCGUGCAAACUGUGCAAGAACCCUAAGUCCCUGCUGGAUGCCCUUCGAGAUUGCCACAUCUGUGGCCGCUCCAUGUGCCGCAACUGCUCGAAAAAGCUAGGAGAUAUCAAGGAUCCUGACCAAGCGGCCAGAGAAAAGCUCGACAAGGAAGCGCUCGCCGUGCGAUUGUGUGCGACCUGCUGCACUGUCACCCAGCUGCGAGACAAGAAGGUGGCCGAGCAAAAGAAGUUUGCCGAGUCGCUGUUUGGCAUGAACAGAGUGUAGCGGAGGCUCUUACUAGUAUAACGUUACUGGUAAUAUAUGCACGGCCAAGGAUUAAUACUACUGACACUGUAAUUAUGCUCAGAGCAUCUCGAGAGUAGUUCGUGC
Molecule: messenger RNA, 1336 nt
Organism: Aphanomyces astaci
Lineage: Eukaryota; Oomycota; Saprolegniomycetes; Saprolegniales; Verrucalvaceae
Exons: 1
Coding region: 47-1231 (394 amino acids)
Molecular function (GO): protein binding
Source: RefSeq, a predicted model, not a curated record